UUCGUCGUAAUGAGAACAUCUAGCCACUCGUGGAGACAAUGUGCGGCUGUUGUGUGAAGGUAUCGUUGAACUUACUCGCCAAUCUGCUGCAGCGCAUCACCGAUGACAUAAUGGAGCUGAUCUACUGCCAAAGAAACUGCUCUGCUAGCCUUCUGUCAGCCGAAGAUCAAUACCAAUGCCACCAACGAGAGCAACCACAGGCUAACAGUGAUCAUGAACGUCAUCUACCAUCAGACCAGCAACUGGUGCACCGCGUUGAUGAAGAUGCUGCGACAGACUCAACAAAGGGCACUGACCUAGGAAUGGCAUCGGCAAAGCUGAAGGGGCCUAGUUUUUACAACGUGAUCUACGAUACCGUGGAACUGGAACCGUACUUCUGCGCCGUUGAUCGCCCGCAGAGUGUGGAAAUACUUCGCGGUCAUCCGGAUGGAGCCUGUCUCGUGAGACCGUUCAAGCUGAAGCACGCUCACAUCCGGUAUAUCCUUUCGGUGCACGCUGCGGGGGCUUACUUUCACCUGUUCAUCCGAAAAACCAGCCCGAACGGGAUGUACGCGCUGGGACUCGAAAAGCAAAAGGAGCGCCAGUUUAAAUUCCCCUCCGAUAUCGUCCAGUAUUAUCGAACCCAUCGAUUGGAAUGUGCCACCGGUGAUAAGGCGGUUAAAAUCAGGCUCCAUUUAUUGCCCAUCGUAAAUGUUUGUGCCAAUCACCCGGGGCGGCGGCGCAUCGAUGCCGAUGAUGACGGCGCGCAAGGAAGUUGUGAUACCAGUAAUAGCCAGUAAACCCGACGAAACGUAGCGGAAAAGCGUUGUUGAGCAAAUAUUUCCCAUGAACCGAUUGGGG
Molecule: messenger RNA, 840 nt
Organism: Ochlerotatus camptorhynchus
Lineage: Eukaryota; Metazoa; Arthropoda; Insecta; Diptera; Culicidae
Exons: 4
Coding region: 39-779 (246 amino acids)
Biological process (GO): cell surface receptor protein tyrosine kinase signaling pathway; intracellular signal transduction
Source: RefSeq, a predicted model, not a curated record